Messenger RNA from Aplysia californica (California sea hare), 1650 nucleotides. RefSeq lists its product as uncharacterized. The transcript is spliced from 2 exons. Gene Ontology annotation, biological process: transmembrane transport. Gene Ontology annotation, molecular function: transmembrane transporter activity. Bases 1 to 1650 code for a protein of 549 amino acids. Lineage: Eukaryota; Metazoa; Mollusca; Gastropoda; Aplysiida; Aplysiidae. The record is from RefSeq and is a predicted model, not a curated record.
AUGUCCACGAAAGAGAAGCAAGUGUCCAAGCCACGCCCCCUGUUUGCUGGGGCGAGGGAAGCCCUUCGGAGCUCCCAGUCGCUGAAAGCGAAAACUCUGGUAGUCAGCUGUAUGGCGUUUAUAAUGCCUAUCAGCGCCUCCUCCUACUUCGGAAACAUCCUGAUCUACCUCUACACCUACUACCACGCUCAUCAGUCGGACAUCUACAUAGACUCGUUGUGGAUCCUCACCACGUACAGGGUACUGGUGCCUCUUGGAAUGCUCACCUCAAGCUUUGUGGGCAGAUCCAUUGGCAACUUUCGUGCUGUGGCCUUGUUUGUUACAUUGAAAGUUACUGGUGCGUUUAUAAGUUUCUAUACCAUUGUAAAUCCGAUUGCUCUGCUGGUGACAUUUGGUGCUCUGCAAGGAUUCUGCGCUGGAUGUUUAUAUAAUUUAAGCUGGAAAAUAUGCGACAGUGGCAUUGGCACUCACUCAGCGUUAUCUAAGGGCGUUAUGGCUUCCGGGAGUAGUCUCGGUGCCCUCGUCAUUACAGGGUUGUCGUUCCUGGUUGUGAAUCCGCACAACGAGCCGAGUGACGCGAGCGACGGGGGGAUGAGGUACUUCACCAACCCAGCCAUCGUGGAGCGAGUGCCCUACUUCUUCAUAAUGUUGGGUGCCUUCGGCAGUUUCAUUCUCUAUGGUGGUCUAGCGCUGUUAUAUAUUUCUCAACGAAUAAAGCCCGCGGAAUCGGUGAAUGAAGGUGGAGUAGAAGGAAAAGAAGAAAAAGAAACACUCCACAUUGCAAAUGGGGAAGAGGAAGACACCCUUUCCCAAUCUGAUUCAGAAUUGACGAAUUGCAAUAAAAGAGCAAGGGACAAACCCGAAUAUGGGACACUGGAAAGAAAAAAUGGCUGUCACUCCCAGCCCUCGACAAUACAACGUGGGAGCGACGAGAGGUCAGGGGUCAGCAGAAGAGUUCCACAACCCCAGAACGAAAGUAAAACGCCAGUGCUGCAACACGGACAAAGGAAGGACUCAGAACCCACAGGAAAUGGCUGUCAUAAGUCAAAUGCUUCUACUUACGGGCUUUCCCCGAAUGAAGUACUGAGGACUCAAUCCUUCUGGGUCUUAUGGAUUCUUCAUUUCCUCUUGAGUAUCACCAUGUUCAUUCACUCAAGCCUGUUCAAAGAAUUUGGGGAAAGCUACCUUCACAACGACGCCCUGCUUACCAUCACUGGUGUUUUGGGUCUCUUUUCGAUGAUGAUUACGCGACCUUUUAACGGGAUUUUUGUGGAUAGGAUGGGCUCCAGGGCAGGCCUUCUUCUAACUGGCGGCCUCUCGGCGAUCUUCAUCAACCUAAUGAUGGUGAGCCUGUACAUAUACCCGCCAAUGUACGUGCUCUGGGUGGUGUGCGCGUUCUCGAGCGUGACCACGGUGUACACCCAGUUCCACUACUCCGUGCGAGAGAUGUACGGGCCGGCCUACUACAGCACAAACGUCGCUCUCGUCUUCACGGCCUCUAUUCCUGUAUCUAUACUCCUGCCGGCCAUCGUGCCCUACCUCGUGGCCACACUAGGGUGGAUGUACAUGUUUCUCAUUGCUGCAGCUUGCGCCUUUGUCUCCUUUGCCUUGUCGUGGACAAUGCCUGCAAGAGGAAUGGUCAAACUUUAA